UUCGCCUUUGCUUUCUGCACGCAGACUUGUCUCUGUUUGUGCCUCUCCUUCUCAGCUCUCUCCUUCUGCUUUUCUUAUAACUCAUUCAAAGCACGAGUGCUCUGUACCCUUCAUAUUACCUAACUAUUACUCUGUCUCGUACUCUGGUUUCCUCUUAUCCCGGGUUUGAAGUUGUUUUUGCUCUUCAGAAUCCUUAAUUUUUUUCUGCAAUCUGCUGUUUCUGUUUUCGGUAUUCGUAGUCUUGGUUAAUUCUGGUCCUCUUUGGAAGAGAAAGAAACGUAUUGGUUUGGCCAAAAAGUUUUAAAAAGCUGUAAAGAUGACGAAACAGAAUGUGCUAGCCUCUGGUACCAAAUCUAGUGUCAACCUUGCAAUUACUAUGGCCAUGUCGGAACCGUCCAUUUUCACGGCAGCAACGGCCGGGGGAUACAUUUCCAUUUCAAGUGCUUGGGUUGACUCGAUGAGAGCUUGUUCUCCUACCCGUAUCAGAACCGCGCCUUCUUUGGCCGACCAUGACCAGAGUUCUUGGAUUGAUCACCAUCCUUCAGCCUUGGACAUGUUUGAGCAAAUCAUUGAUGCCUCAAAGGGAAAGAAGAUAGUGAUGUUUCUGGACUAUGACGGCACACUCUCUCCGAUAGUCGACGACCCGGAUCGAGCUUUCAUGUCUGAUGCGAUGAGAAAGACGGUGAGAAAACUUGCGAACUGUUUUCCCACUGCCAUUGUGAGUGGGAGGUGCAGAGAUAAGGUGUAUAGCUUCGUACGGUUAGCAGAGUUGUACUAUGCCGGAAGCCAUGGCAUGGACAUUAAAGGACCGGCAAAAGGCUCCAAAUACAAGAAAGCGGGUAGUAGAGGUCGUGCUGUUCAGUUCCAACCCGCCAGUAAAUUUCUUCCGAUGAUUGACGAGGUUUACAAGCAGUUGGUGGAGAAAACUAAAGCAAUUCCGGGGGCUCAAGUGGAGCACAAUAAGUUCUGUGUGUCUGUUCAUUUUCGACGUGUCGAGGAAAAGAAAUGGAAUGAACUGGCCCAACAAGUUAGAUCAGUAUUGAAAGAGUACCCAAAGCUUCGACUAACUCAAGGAAGAAAGGUGCUAGAAAUCCGACCUACCAUAAAAUGGGACAAGGGGAAGGCUCUAGAAUUUUUGUUAGAGUCUCUUGGAUUUGCCAAUUGUGCGGAUGUUUUUCCUGUUUAUAUUGGAGAUGAUCGGACAGAUGAAGAUGCAUUCAAGAUAUUAAGAGAGAGAGGACAAGGUUUUGGCAUACUCGUCUCCAAGUUCCCAAAAGAAACAAGUGCAUCUUAUUCUUUACAAGAACCAGACGAGGUUAUGGACUUUUUGAAACGCUUGGUCCAGUGGAAACGACCCUCACUGCGAGCACAGUUUUAAGGUGUAAAGUAAUAAUAAUAUGAAAAUAUCGCCACCCCAGCCACGCUUCUAGGAAAUGUACAGGGGUGGAAAGACAACAUUACUGUGAUAUUUUCUUGUCUUAGGCGUUGUACGUCUUGUAAACUACCUUUGUACAGGGGUGGAAAAACAAGUUCAACUUG
Molecule: messenger RNA, 1539 nt
Organism: Juglans regia (Persian walnut)
Lineage: Eukaryota; Viridiplantae; Streptophyta; Magnoliopsida; Fagales; Juglandaceae
Product: probable trehalose-phosphate phosphatase H
Exons: 11
Coding region: 317-1378 (353 amino acids)
Biological process (GO): trehalose biosynthetic process
Molecular function (GO): trehalose-phosphatase activity
Source: RefSeq, a predicted model, not a curated record